ACCGUACUCUCCGUUUGUCGAUCGAGACGUUGCAGGUCAAUUCCACAACGUUCAGCACCACCCGCAACCAAACCUACGUUAUUGGGGACGAUACUACACACUCCUAGACUAGUUGACGCAGUGGUGAUCACUUUCAGACGAAGGAUCCGGCUCUCUCGGGCAGUAGAAGUGCAGGGCAACAAGCUACCGCGUUGGUUUCUUGCCUACCUUACCUACCUUACCCACGUUCCGACCUCUGAGAAGAUUACUAUUACGUGCUAGACCUGCGUAUAGUCAGCGCAAACAUCUAUUAAAAACUUGACUCGGAUCUCCACAUAUUCGGCUGGCGCGUUUGCAUCCCAUAGCCCUCUUUCUAUCAGGAUCCCGUUGGCUAGACUACCUACAUACAUAAGGGCUCUUACCUAACGUAUCUAGACUCCGUUUCUUCCGGCGGUUUCUGGAGUGGCCAAGCAUCUCGUUCCCAGCCACCAUCCAUCACUGCCACCAUCACCACCAUCAUCACUCUUGGUUUGACUUGCGACCAGAGACCUGCAGACCCGGUUCCACCCACCCAUCCACCCUGUCUUUGACGGGUCUGCGCAUUACGAAUAACUGGCGCGUUCCGACAUCCGUCGGCACCGCCUUGGUCUGCUGCCUGUCGAGCGAUCCACCCGAUUAGUAGUCUCCCCAAGACUUGUCUCCCGUAUAUCCCCGUCUACUCGACCGAAACAUCUACUUGUGACAAACAACAUAUAAGCGAUCGUACGAACAAAAGAACCGAAAGACAUAUACUUGCAUACAAUGGCAUCGCAGUCAUUCCGAGACUCGCUCGGCUCAUUGGGCUGGUCGCGCCGAGAACCUGACUUGCCCGUCAACACAUCCCAGCAGAGCGGACUGCUAUCGUCCCUGCAGUCCCUCAACCCAUUUGGCGACCGUGGCUAUGUGCGGCUGCCCACGACAGAGGGCCCGGGGGCUCCGUUGCCCGCGCCAACCAGGCGGGAAGAGGAGGAAGGCUGGUUCGCCCUCAGUAGGUGGGAUCGACUGCUUAUCUUUGCAGGAUGCAACAUCGGCGCUGCGGUCUGCUUCUUUGUAUGCUUUUUCUUCUUUCCGCUCAUAGCAACCCGACCAAGCAAGUUCGUGACUUUGUGGACUCUUGGUUCCGUCUUCUUCCUCUGCUCUUUUGCCGCUAUGAUGGGUCCAAUGGCCUAUGUUCAGCAUCUGUUGUCAGGGCCCAGAUUACCGUUUACGGGCGCCUACCUUGGAUCUAUGGCUCUGAGUCUUUACUUUGCUAUUGGGCUGCGUAGCCAGAUUCUCACCUUGUUCUCGGCCAUCAUCCAGCUAGUGUGUCUCGUGUGGUACCUGGUUAGCUACUUCCCUAUGGGAUCCAGUGGGUUGAGGCUCAUGUCUAACUUUGGAGCCUCUCGGGCGGCCGCUUGGAUGACUGGCUAGGUAGGUAAGAAGAAGGUACUCGAUGGUAAUGUAUGUGGAAGCAUUCUACGCACCUUACUAUGUAUGCUGUUGUAAAAGUAUGUUCCUUGGGAAACGGAUCGGACAAGUAGACCUAACUUGAAUCAAAAAACAUCGCGGAUUGUUCUACGCGCCGUGCCUACCGGCUACUACUCUGUUUGAUACAAGCCGUGUACUUGACCACGGUCGCUAGCUCCUGUCUAUUUAAUCGAUCGCAACGAGACUCCUUCAACAAUUAUUCAAGUACCGUAUUUCCC
This is a messenger RNA of Pyricularia oryzae 70-15, 1703 nucleotides long. RefSeq names its product SFT2 domain-containing protein. NCBI's taxonomy places the organism in Eukaryota, Fungi, Ascomycota, Sordariomycetes, Magnaporthales, Pyriculariaceae. Gene Ontology annotation, cellular component: membrane. The transcript is spliced from 5 exons. Gene Ontology annotation, biological process: vesicle-mediated transport. The coding region runs from base 781 to 1428 and encodes 215 amino acids. The record is from RefSeq and is a predicted model, not a curated record.